Messenger RNA from Salvelinus sp. IW2-2015, 1772 nucleotides. RefSeq names its product serine/threonine-protein kinase Nek9. The record is from RefSeq and is a predicted model, not a curated record. Lineage: Eukaryota; Metazoa; Chordata; Actinopteri; Salmoniformes; Salmonidae.
AUGCAAGUGGAGAUACCCAAAGGAGCCAUUAUCUCCUCUGUGGCCUUGAUGGAACCUUCUGACAGUCUGGCAAAGUCCUGGCCUUUGGGAACAACAAUCAACCUUGGAGUCUCUGGCCUCAAACCUUCCUGGAGAGAUCUUUGCCUGGGGAAAAGCAGGAAACGGAUGCCUGGGAAUGCUUUACCACAACCCAUUUUAGGCUCCCUCCACCAUGUGCCAGACCUCUUCUGUCGUGGCUGGCACACCAUUCUCAUCAUGGAAAAGGUUCUCAACUCUAAAACUAUCUGCUCAAACAGCAGUGGACUUUUAAUUGGCAGUGGCCUGGGCCAGGCCUCUACCUCCACUGUGGAUCUGGAGAGUGAGCCAGGCUCAGACAGGGCUACAUGAAGGGCGAUUGGGGGGCACUAAGGAGGAUGACACAGACGAGCGACACAUCAAGACCUCCAUAACGUCUCUGACGAACCAGACUGGCGACAGCUCUUGCCCCAUCUGGCUGCGCCAGGUUUGUACUCAAAACAACAAGCAUAAUAAAAGCCUGAACAGAGAGGGUUAUGGCCACUGAAUGUUGGUGUCCCUCCCUGGUCAUCCUCCCUAACAGGAGCUACAGUAUGCAGAGUUCAUCCCUGCAUACCUGGCCCUCUGGCUCCUUCUUUCUCAGAGAGCGUCACACUGCUCUAUGAUGAGCUGCAGGAGGUGAAGGCUGCUGCCGCCACUGAGAAAGGCCUCUCGGUUAUGACAAACGCACCUGACUACAUCCCCAUGCUAAUGUCUCAACCUAACCAAGUGUUAUUUCUUUACACCACUCGUAUGGGCUGUGACGGGGUCAACGGGUUGGAGGAGGCAGGAGCCUGUAGAAGGGGAGGCACCAACUUGCUACAGAGCAAGCAAUGAGGUAGCAGAGGUAUGUGCAAGAUAACCCCUUACACACAUUGUUACAGCACAAGGCUAGUUGAGACAGUAUUCUGGUGCAGUUGCUUGUUUGUUCUGUGUUUCUCUGUAGUUGUUGCCAUUUUAUUUUACAGUACAUUUUACAGUAUAGGUAAGCAUUACUCACUAAAGACUAGUGGUACCCGGGUCAGCUGUUUGUUCACCUGCCCCUGCUCACAAUUGCAAAUCAUUUUUUAUAUGGCCCCACACUUGACCCUAACCCACAAAUAUAAGAAAUGCGCUGUAGGCUACAGUCAGAAGGUAUAAAGUUUUUUUUGACAGGGGGUGGAGGAUUGUUUUUUGCGUAAAUUAUGUUUCUUAUCAUUUCCGACAUUUUAGUAGGCUAUUUGUUAGACAAGUUGACUAUAAUUAGAUGCGUGCAGCUUCUCUUGUCAUUAUAUGUUGCCCUAGAAGACUAAAUAAACACUUGCUCACUAGAAUAAUGUCAUAAAUGGUAGAAGGAAUGCUUCAAUCUAGUUGACAUCAGUAAAGUUUUCUGUCAUCUCUGCUUCUUUUGCAGAGCAAACAUGUUUCUGUUAAGAUUUCAGUUUGGCUUGGAUGUGUAUUUUAUGUGGUAGAAAUACAAUCAGCUUGUAUGAUUCUGAUAAAGAUAGAUAGCACCUCUACAGAUGGUAUCUAACUGCACAUUCACAUUCCUUCAAGAUGAUGAAAUAAAUACAUCGUAUUUCUCCACUCCUGUUGUCGAGUCAAAAUGUACAUUUGGUAUGUCAAUUUGCUGCAAGAAAUAUUCAAACAGAGGUUACAGACCUACAGUCAGUUUCCAUUUAACCCGUCUGAACCGUAGGCUACAGUUCCCUUGAUGUGCCAUAGGCCUAUUCGUCUUG